Molecule: messenger RNA, 4985 nt
Organism: Oncorhynchus masou masou (cherry salmon)
Lineage: Eukaryota; Metazoa; Chordata; Actinopteri; Salmoniformes; Salmonidae
Product: E3 ubiquitin-protein ligase RNF12-A-like
Biological process (GO): protein ubiquitination; random inactivation of X chromosome; ubiquitin-dependent protein catabolic process
Cellular component (GO): cytoplasm; nucleoplasm
Molecular function (GO): ubiquitin protein ligase activity
Source: RefSeq, a predicted model, not a curated record
CCCAGUUUCCGGAAGAUCUCUGUACAAUGAUGGAGAAAAUGGAAUCCUAAGACCGUACCCAACUAUUCAAGCGGAUUUGUUAGAAUAAAAAGACCAAAGUCCAAGAUAACGAAUAACGACACAAAUACAAGACAGCUGGAUCGUGGUGACUCAGCGAUAGACAGCGUUUAUCUCCAACUUCUCUCCCUUCGACAACCGAUGGAGGGCUCCGACAGUUCUGAGCCGGGCGCCAGUGACCAACCAGAGGCCCAGCGCAGGCGGCAACGGGACCGGCUAGACCGGGAGGAGGCCUUCUACCAGUUUGUCAACAACCUGAGUGAGGCAGACUACCGGCUGAUGAGAGACAACAACCUGCUGGGUACCCCAGGUGAGAUCACAGCAGAGGAGUUGUUGAGUCGGCUGCAGCAGAUUAAGGAUGGACCAGAGCAGCAGCAGCCGAGCAUCAACACCAGUGAGACUGGAGAAGCUACAGGAGAACUGGUAGAAGGUCCAGAGGACCCGUCUAACGGCGACACCCUCUUGGAUUGGCUGAACACCGUCAGGCGGACAGGCAACACCACCCGCAGUGGUCACCGAGGCAACCAGUCGUGGCGGGCAGUGAGCCGGACCAACCCAAACAGCGGAGACUUCCGGUUCAGUCUGGAGAUCAACGUUAACCGUAACCUGGCCGAGCAGCAGGCCCGUGCGGAGGGGGAGGCCGAGGCGCAGGAGGAGGCCCCAACUAGAGCACCUGGCAAUGGGGUGGAGGUCCAGCCUGAGCCUGAGGCGGAGGUGCCCAUGGAGACAGGAGAGGUGCUGGAGGAACCAGUUGUGGAGGAGAUGGCUGUCAUAGUGGAACCAGAAGCGGAGAUGGAGCCAGAGGCUGACGUAGAAGCUGAGCCAGAGGCUGACGUAGAAGCUGAGCCAGAGGCUGACGUAGAAGCUGAGCCAGAGGCUGACGUAGAAGCUGAGCCAGAGGCUGACGUAGAAGCUGAGCCAGAGGCUGACGUAGAAGCUGAGCCAGAGGCUGACGUAGAAGCUGAGCCAGAGGCUGACGUAGAAGCUGAGCCAGAGGCUGACGUAGAAGCUGAGCCAGAGGCUGACGUAGAAGCUGAGGCUGACGUAGAAGCUGAGGCUGACGUAGAAGCUGAGGCUGACGUAGAAGCUGAGGCUGACGUAGAAGCUGAGGCUGACGUAGAAGCUGAGGGAGUAGAAGCUGAGGCUGAAGUAGAGGCUGAAGUAGAGGCAGAGGCUGAAGUAGAGGCAGAGGCUGAAGUAGAGGCAGAGGCUGAAGUAGAGGCAGAGGCUGAAGUAGAGGCAGAGGCUGAAGUAGAAGCAGAGGCUGAAGUAGAAGCAGAGGCUGAAGUAGAAGCAGAGGCUGAAGUAGAAGCAGAGGCAGAACUAGAAGCAGAGAUGGUCCCAGAGUUAGUAGUAGAGGUAGUCCCACAGCCUCCCAGCCCUGUCACCACCACCCCUCCUGUCUCCAGACCAGCCAGUCCCCUGGUGCAGGCCCCUCCAGCCGCCCCUGCCCCUCCAGCCGCCCCUGCCCCUCCUAGCCCGCCCCCUGAGGAGCCUCCACGACGGGGCCAGAGACGAGCCCGCAGCCGUAGCCCUGAGCAGCGCCGGACGAGGGCUCGCACCACACGAAGUCGUUCCCCCCUCACCCUGGACCGACUCCCCCGCCACGUCGCCACCUCACACAGCCCCGCCACCCAGGCACCCGCAGAGGGAAGCUCACGGACUCGACAGCAUGUUCUGUCCCGGCAGAGCACCGCAGAGUACGAGGCCCAGUCAGCCGGAACAGGGUCUGGGAACGCCCCAGAGCCCGGUACCACCCCACCCCAGGAGGGAGAGGCCGCGGGCGGGGAGGGAGCAGCAGGACGACGUCCCCCCACCAUCAUGCUGGACCUGCAGGUGCGUCGUGUUCGUCCAGGUGAGUACCGCCAGAGGGACAGCAUUGCUAACAGAACCCGCUCACGCUCCCAGAACUCCAACAACACCUUCCUGUACGAGAGUGAGAGGGGGGGGUUCCGCAGGACCUUCUCCCGGUCGGAGCGUGCGGGUGUGAGGACGUACGUCAGCACCAUCAGGAUCCCUAUCAGGAGGAUCAGUGAUGCGGGGUUGGGAGAGGCCACCUCCAUGGCUCUGCAGACCAUGAUACGACAGAUCAUGACCGGCUUCGGAGAGCUCAGCUACUUCAUGGACUCAGACUCUGACUCCUCGGACUCAAACCGUGGCGGUGGUAACCCCACUGGCGCUGCCGACCUGGCCGAGGCGCUCAACACUCCCGACGGGGGAGUAGCCGGCAUGGCGGAGGGGGCGGAGCCUCCUGUCUCAGUGAGCGGGCAUAGUAUUGGAGGAGCCGGGGAGGCAAGGACAGAGGAGAGGGAGGGGGAGGACGGGAUGGGUCUAGGUCUGUCCCCAGGGUUAGGUUUAGGGGUGGGGGGCACCCCCAGGGAGGGGCGAGGUCGCCCCCGUGCCCCCAUCAGUCUGGAGGAACCAGGGUCACUACCCUUCCUCCGCCUUGCUCACUUCUUCCUCCUGAAUGAUGAGGAUGAGGAACAGCCCAGAGGACUCACCAAGGAGCAGAUCGACAACCUCUCCACCAGGAACUUUGGGGAGAGUGAUGCUCUGAAGACCUGCAGUGUGUGUAUCACAGAGUAUGCCGAGGGGAACAAGUUGAGGAAGUUGCCCUGUUCUCAUGAGUACCAUGUUCACUGUAUCGACCGCUGGCUGUCUGAGAACUCCACCUGUCCUAUCUGCCGCAGGGCCGUGUUGGUGUCUGCGAACCGGGAGAGUGUGGUCUAACCUGGAGAGCUGGAGGUCAGGGGUCAGCGGUGCUCCAGGCAGACAGUAUAUAACACCGUGUCAGUUCUGCAGGCCUUUCUCCUAGUCAGACCACUUACGUUGUUCAUGUUUUCAUUCUUAAGCCAUCACUGACUUUUAUCCAACUGACAUGCUGGUGUUUGGACAGACAGAGAGACCGACAGGAAGGAAGGAAGGUGAUGUCCUCAUAGACUCUGUAGGAAGAGACGUGAGAAAGAGAUACAACUGUCCCCUGUUGGCUAACAGACCCCACUCUCCCGUACCUGUCUUACCCCAAAAGGGACUCCACUGUCCCCACCUGACCCCACUCUCCCCUACCUGUCUUACCCCAAAAGGGACUCCACUGUCCCCACCUGACCCCACUCUCCCCUACCUGUCUCACCCCAAAAGGGACUCCACUGUCCCCACCUGACCCCACUCUCCCCUUACCUGUCUCACCCCAAAAGGGACUGUCCCCACCUGACCCAACUCUCCCCUACCUGUCUUACCCCAAAAGGGACUGUCCCCACCUGACCCUGCUCUCCCCUACCUGUCUUACCCCAAAAGGGACUGUCCCCACCUGACCCUGCUCUCCACCUGAAAGACUUAACUGCCUUUAUCAAUACUCUGGAACGGCUCACAGACUGUCAGUGUGUCAAAGCUUUGCUGAAUUAGUUUUUAAGUUAAAACUGUAGAAUGUUGUACAGGCUUUAAUGGGCAGAAUGAGAUGUGACGGACUGGGAUUCCGUUGGGAAUUCUAUCAGUUUAUUUUCGACUCGUAUUGCAUCAUAUUCAGGACAUCGGACCAAUAGUACUGAUUAUUGAUUAUGAAUUGUGUUGAACCGUUGUUGAGAUGGGAUGUAGGUAUCUGUUAACUGAUCCUAGUAUGUAGUCUUAACUCUAGCCCAUCACAUGAAGCAUUGAUCUGGCCUGUUUCUAUUUCUGCCCUCUGACAGUGUUUCAUCAUGACCUGGCCUGUGUACACAAAGCAUAUCGCAGUAUCAGUGGGGGUCUAGGAUCAGUCAGUCAGUGGGGGUCUAGGAUCAGUCCAUCAGUGGGGGUCUAGGAUCAGUCCGUCAGUGGGGGUCUAGGAUCAGUCCGUCAGUGGGGGGUCUAGGAUCAGUCAGUCAGUGGGGGUCUAGGAUCAGUCAGUCAGUGGGGGGUCUAGGAUCAGUCAGUCAGUGGGGGUCUAGGAUCAGUCCGUCAGUGGGGGUCUAGGAUCAGUCCGUCAGUGGGGGUCUAGGAUCAGUCCGUCAGUGGGGGUCUAGGAUCAGUCAGUCAGUGGGGGUCUAGGAUCAGUCCGUAUAAUCUUAUUCAUUAUGACCUAAAAGGGCCAACUGAUCCUAGAUCAUCACUCUUACUCUGGGACACUUUAUGGAUACGGGCCCUGAAUGAUAAUGACAACCUCCUUAUGAUCCUAACCCUGUCACUAUGACAACCUGUUGGUUCUGCUACCAUAUGACCAGGAAGUGAACAGGCGGCUGCAUUAUGGCUCCAUCUUCACCACCCUUUCUCUAUAUAGUGCACUACCCAUAGGACUCUAGUCAGAAGUACUGCUCUAUAUCGGGGAUAGUGCCGUUUGGGAAUCACAUUUAUGGGUUCCAUGUGGUGUUGCAUGAAGGAUCUGGAUUUAGACCCCUGCCGGGCCAGGGUUAGACCCGGGCCAGGUUUAAGCCCCGUGUCUAACCCAAGCCAGGUUAGACCCAGGCCAGGUUAGACCCAGGCCAGGUUAGAACCCAGGCCAGGUUAGACCCAGGCCAGGCUGCUGCCUCUGUCCUGUGUUUUGGCCUAGAACUUCUACCACCAAGAGACAUCUUCAUAUCUGGAACACCAGUGCAAUAACUACAGAGUGGGAAAACUGAAGAAGUGUAAUAUUCUAAACUUGUAUAUUAUUAUUUCUAAAAUAUUGUAGACUGAAUAUUCACAGUUAAAACGAAGACUUGUUCCCUUUUAAAAAUGUGUUAAUCUUUUUAUUUUCUUGAGCUUGGUUCUUUGUGUACAUUCUGAUAGCGCUCUUUCUUGUUGAGCGGUGGGCCUGUAGGAUGCUGUAGGUUGGCUGUUCACCCAGAGGGAGGGAGUGUUCCAUGCCACGAUGACAUCACAUUCUAUAGGUUCCAUGUGUUCUCACGGUUGCCGUCAUUACCUCCUCCCUGUACAAAUAAAGUUUUGGGUGGUUGAAGCUCUGUUAUUGUUGAUAAUGA